CGAGGAGAGAAUGAAUAUUCGGAAUCGAAAGGCUUGAUCUUCUUCUUCUCCUAUCUCUUUACUUGCUCAAGGUUUUUAGGGUUUAUCUAUCUCUUUCCGCAAUCAUGGAGUCUCUGGGGAAGCUACAGCUACAUCACCAGCCAUUUCAACUUUCCUUCACUCACACCUCUUCUUCAUCGUUCCCGAAAAACCUCUUCAGGACCUCAAUUCGGCCAAUUUCAUCUUUCAAAUCCGCUUCAAUCAAAGCUUCGUCCUCCAAAUUUCAAGACUCUAUCACCCUUCUCCCAAAGUCCACACCUUUCCGUCUCUUGAAAUCCACAUGCAUCACUCUAACAACCGCCGCGGCGCUGCUAUUGGCGAAUCUCCAUCUCAAAUCGCCGGCGAUUGCAGCUCCCGUCGCGCCUCCACCGUCAGUAGAAAGCAAAGAAAACGUUACCUUGGAAGAUGAAGAGAGAGCGCUUGAUGAGCAUUUGAUUACUCACCCUUCUGAUGUCGACGCUCUUCGUUCCUUGAUGGAGGUAAAGAUCAGAUCUCGAAAGCUUUCAGAAGCCGUAGAAGUGAUCGAUCGUCUGAUAAAAUUGGAACCUGAAGAAAAAGAAUGGCCAGUAUUGAAAGCAAACAUCUUCACCUACAGUGGAGAUUUAGAUUUAGCUAAAACUGGAUUUGAAGAGAUUCUGGCUAAAGAUCCGCUUCGUGUUGAAGCUUAUCACGGCUUGCUUAUGGCUUAUUCAGAUGCAGGUCUUGAUUUGAAAGAGGUAGAGAGUAGAAUUGAGGAAGCAAUGUUGAAGUGCAAAAAAGAGAAUAAUCACAACGAUUUUCGGGAUUUUAAGCUACUCGUGGCGCAGAUUCGGGUCAUUGAAGGAAAGCAUAGUGAAGCAUUGAAGCUUUAUCAAGAGCUUGUGAAGGAGGAACCAAGAGAUUUCAGGCCGUAUCUUUGUCAGGGAAUUAUAUACACAUUGUUGAAGAAGAAAGACAAGGCAGAAGAACAGUUUGAUAACUUUCGGAAACUUGUUCCAAAGAAUCAUCCUUAUAGAGAGUAUUUUAUGGAUAAUAUGAUAGCAACAAAGCUUUUUUCGGAGAAGGCGCAGCGUGAGAUGGCUGAGGAGAUGGCUGGAUCAAGUAGUUGAUGAGAUUAUGUGUAAUGUUUUUAGCGAAUCGUAAUGAGGUGAAGAAUUAUGCUUAGAAGACUUGAAAAAUGUGGUUUUGAUGAUUUUCUGUUGCGGGAUUUUCUUGAUCAUCUUAAGAUGUCUCUUUAGUUGGUUUACAUAAAAGUUGAUAAGUUGAAUACUUGGUUUGAUUUAAUGAUGGAUUUGAAUCACAAUCCAUGUGAUGCUUA
Messenger RNA from Arabidopsis lyrata subsp. lyrata, 1336 nucleotides. RefSeq names its product protein SLOW GREEN 1, chloroplastic. Gene Ontology annotation, cellular component: chloroplast thylakoid membrane. The coding region runs from base 105 to 1127 and encodes 340 amino acids. The record is from RefSeq and is a predicted model, not a curated record. The transcript has a single exon. Lineage: Eukaryota; Viridiplantae; Streptophyta; Magnoliopsida; Brassicales; Brassicaceae. Gene Ontology annotation, molecular function: protein binding.